Molecule: messenger RNA, 744 nt
Organism: Racocetra persica
Lineage: Eukaryota; Fungi; Glomeromycota; Glomeromycetes; Diversisporales; Gigasporaceae
Source: the annotation of a GenBank genome assembly
AUGGAUGAGCCAUUUUUCAAACUUCCAGAAAUAAUUGACAACGAAAAUGGCUGGGGUCCUUCCCCCGCGAUGUUACCGGAAAAAUUCCGUGAUAUACCAUAUGCACCUUAUAGCAAAGCUGACAAACUAGGUCGGAUUGCUGAUUGGUCUGCGCCAGAACAGAAAGAAAAGGAGACAACCGGAAGAGCAAGAGCUAAUUAUCGCUAUCGAGAUCAAUAUACAGCGUACGGUUAUGGUGCUUCUAGUGCCUUUGCUUACACACAUGCCGAGGACGAAGCUUCCUUUUCUGUCGUGGAUAAUCGUUCAGCUGCUCAAAAGAAGGGUUCAUAUAGAACCACCGGAGGCACAAAGAGCCGCCCUGGUACACGGAACCCACAACGUCAACAGAGGAAUGGCCAAUAUCAAAGACUAGGCGUGGCAAGUCGAGGAGCUACUGGAAAUAAAACAGCUGCCGCCAAUGUUAAAAGACGAUUCGGCUGGAAAGAUUAUGAUAAGCCCCAGCGUGCACGUGAUGCGUCAGUUAACGUUGGUCCUGAGUGGCAAGUACUUGAAGAAAUUGAAUUCAAUCGGUUAUCAAAAUUAAACUUGGAUGUGGACGAAGGCGAAGAUAUUUCUUCUCAUGGUUUCUUGUAUUAUUAUGAUAAGAACCAUGAUCGUGUUAACACAAAAAUGGAAAAGCCAUUGAUGCCAAAUGAGCGUGUUCGGUACUUUAUUACCACAUCCAAAGAUCCAAUUAUCGAACAA